Molecule: messenger RNA, 1416 nt
Organism: Beta vulgaris subsp. vulgaris (sugar beet)
Lineage: Eukaryota; Viridiplantae; Streptophyta; Magnoliopsida; Caryophyllales; Amaranthaceae
Exons: 2
Coding region: 712-1056 (114 amino acids)
Molecular function (GO): zinc ion binding
Source: RefSeq, a predicted model, not a curated record
AUGAUUUUAAUAUGAUUCAGGCUAUCUCACUUAUUCAGGCCCUUAUGUCAGCUGGUCUAGUGCUAUCUCACUUAUUCAAUAUGAUUUUAAUCAAUUGUAAACUAACACUCAUGGUAAAAGUGACUCUUAUUAAGAUAAAAUGUGAAGGCGAUCUUUGUCUGAAAAAGACUCAUUGAUUGAAAAAACACCUCUUUUGAUUAAAAAAGUGACCAUUUUGGAUUAAGAGUAAAAUGGUCUUAUGGUGAAUUUAUUUAUACUUGAUGCAUGCAUGAUUUGGUGUAAGUAGCCCAUGAGAAACUUUUCAUCUUUCUCACAACAUCUACCAAGUGCUGACAAUUUAAAAUAAAAAAAAUCUAAGAUGGUUAUUUAAAUAAAGGAUUUUUUAAACUGAAUAAUACAAAUUUUGGCCGGUUCUCUCGCAAUAAUACAAACGUUAAAUUAUUUUUUAAUAAUACAAACUUUAGGGCAAAAUUCCUACAAUGGGUCAUGACCGGUUAUGAACUUAUUGUUGUAGGUAACCUGCUGAUGUGACACUUACCGUUGGGGGACUUUUAUAACAAUCAAUUUAGGCUCUUUUUUUCGUUAUUUCCCCAGUCAUAACUUCUUCCUCCAUUUUUUUUUCUUCUUCCUCCCUCAAAUUAUUUUCAUGAUUCCAUAAAUUUCGUCCUCAAUAACAAAAUCCCAAUUGCAAUCGGAGAAUCUGAAGCGUAAAUGGCUGCAAGGAAACAAACCUCUGUAGGUUGCUCCUCUGAUUCUAGGGGAAAUUCUCAAGGUUCCGCGAAAUGUUCUUGUGGAAGAGAACUUGUUCUUCGUACUGUGAAGCGUGGCGCAAAUGUUGGACAGAAGUUUUAUGGCUGCCCUUUAUGGCCUGAUACUAAGUGUGAUUUUUUUAAGUGGUAUAAUGAGCAAGGGAGUGAAGUUGAUGAUCUUAAAUUUCAGUUAUUUGAGAAGGAGACUACCUUAACUGAGAUGGAGUAUGAGAAGAGUUUAAUGGCCGAAAAAAUAAAAAAUUGCAGUUUAAAAAGGACAACUUGGAAGAAGAUGUGCAAGAAAUGAAAUUUGAGCUUUCACAACUGCGUAUUGAGGUGCUGAAAAUGUCACGCAAUGAGAAGAACUUGACCUUGGCUUUGUUUGUUUCAUGGCUUGUUUUUGCCAUUUUCUUGUAUUCCAUUAAGUUACUCUAAGGUUGUUAGUAUAAGGUUGCUAUUGGUGGCUGUAAGAAAUCUGAUCCUUUGUCUUUAUAAUAAAAAAAUUGUUGGAACCAAAAAAGUUGUUGUCAUGUUAUUUUGCAUUUGGUGAAUAGAGGAGAAUGUUUGGUAUUUUGCAAUGGAAAUAAGUUGAGUCAAAUGCUCAUCCAUACAUCCAAUUUCACAUACACCAACUGUUCAAAAUAAUCCUAAGGAGAGUCAAAUGCUC